UCUUUCUAUUAACAGUGAGCGUCAGUUGCAGCCUCAAGAAACCCGAAGUCGCAGAGAUGGCUGCGGAAUCCACGAGAGGUAGGAGAUUAAGGAGAUCGCGCAACGUUUCCUCUUUCUUCGAUGAAUCGACGGAGAACGCGAUGUCGCCGAAGACGAUGAACGUCAUCGUGGACGUUCACCACGCAGGUGAAAGAUUAAGCCAACGACAACAACAAAACAAUGAAAAUGAUAUUACGAUCGAUAAGGAGACUAAACGAUCCUCCGAACGAUCUUCCCAAAGUUCCAAAGUUUCUUCGCGAGCGAGUGAAAAACCUCGGAAUCGUUUCUCUGAUCGCAGGAGUUCUUCGAAGGAUCUUCCCAAACAUGAUGAUUUGAUGGUGGAGUCGUUAGAUCUAAUAAAGGAAUUCGAGGCUCCGAGAAAGAGAAACGAGUCUCUCGAGGAGAAACCGCGACGCAGGAAGCAAUGGAACACCGCGGCAAACGAAACGGAAGUAGAUUCGAAAAGACCGCCGCGGAAACGCUGGUCCAAGGACGCCGGGGUGAUCCGAUUACCCGAGACGAGCGACGAUGCAUCCCCGUUGAUCGAAGACUCGCGUAAAACGCCGGUACCAGCACCGCGAACCAACUUGCGGCGGAGUGACGCCAUCCUCUUCGACAAUCCGGCGUUCGUAUCCGAUAACGAGGACGAGGUGCUCCGGAUUGAGACUGAUCAUAAUCGAGAGAGCACCAAGAUUGAAAUGAGGAGACUGAGCGAUCGUUCGAAUGUCGAGGACGUGGACGUCGCUGGGAUUACGUCCAGCAGUUCUUCGAGGAAGCAUCGACAGGAAUCUGUGAGCGAACGUCUCGCAGUGGAAAGCAAUGAUCGUUCUUUGAAAGCGAGAUUUUCGGAAAGUCGAAGGAAUAGUAUUGGGGAAUUCGAUUCGUCGGCGAGUCUGGAGAGGAUCACUGAUGUUCGAUCGAGUUCAAUCGCCUCCGAGGAACGAGUCUCGAGUAGCCGGAAGUCCAAACCGGAAACGACGCGCAAUCGAUCCAGAAGGAAAGAGCGAUCGUUGCUCAAGAAGAAGGAGUCUUCCGGUGAAGAUGUGCUCCUCAGUUCAUCCGCAAAGGAUGCUAAUUCGAUGACAGAGACAGAUACAAGAAUGAGAAGAAAGAGGAAAAAGAAACGUAAACAGGAAAAGGAAAUGAAGGAGAAGGAAGAGGUGAAAUUUGUUUCAGUAACGAUUCAUCGGGCGGAUGUGCUAGAAGCUGAUUACGUGAGCGUAAGGCGACCGAUGGUCAGGGUUCAUAUCGUGGAGGCUCACACGGGUUCAUAUUUGAAGAGCACAGAGAGCGGCGAUACAUAUCUUCAACCGAUGAUCACCGGCAAGUUUGACUUCAAGAAGAAUAGGUCGAUGAUACCAGUCUGGGAAGAGGAGCUUAUCUUUGAACACAACUUCGACGCGAUUAUGAGACGCGAAGAUGGCGAACAAGUGGUGAUUCUCUUCGAAAUUAUAGAGCUCCUGAGCUUCGCCGACGCAAGCAUCAGUUAUGACAAAAUUGGUAGCGAGGGAUGCUGGAACAAAAUCGCCUGGGCAUUUCUGAAGCCCGUAGGAACUAACAGUAUUCUUCAUAUAGACAAAAAAGUGCGAUUGCAACUUUACAAACCUAGACGGAGCUUUAAAAAAUACGGAAGACAAAAGUGCGAGGUUUAUACUUGGUGGCAGUCGAACAAUAGAGACAAAUAUCCCAGUAGUCUCCUAGUAACGGUGACAUCAAUCCCACCGCCAAAACUCGAGUCAGUGCUUUAUCAAAAGCUGUCAAUAAAUGAUCUCCUUGAUGAAUCACAAAACAACUUGCGGGAUCUUUCAAAAUGCACGUCGGAAUCGGUAGGUCUUCCUAAAUGGGCGCGAUUAGCGGCUCAAUCUUGCAAAAUUCCGAAUGAGAAGAUGUUCGAGACGGAAGUGAGCGAAAAAGGCUGCUUCUACGUCGCCUUCAGCAACGACGGCAAGUAUCUGGCUUGCGUCCAUUCCGAGGAGUACUAUUACCCAAUUGUCGUUUAUGAGGUCGAAACCGGCAAGAUCCAUGUUCGAUUUCUCGGUCACAAGGCUUUCGUGUACUCUCUAAAUUGGUCCAGCGACGAUCAUUGCCUGUUGUCGGCGUCAACAGAUCAAACGGCACGUAUCUGGGAUGUUCGCAGUCAAAUCGUGCAGCACAUCGAGAUGCUCCCACAUCCUUCGUAUGUCUAUUGCGCCAAGUACGGACCCGGCAAUGCGACGAUCGUGGCGACAGGAUGUUACGAUCGAAUAGUUCGCAUCUGGGUGAACGGCAGGAGAUCAAGGAAGCGAGAAUUGAACCAGGAAUUGGAAGGCCACGAGGGUUUCGUCAAUUCGAUGGUUUUUAAAAAAAACGGUAAUUUGAUUACCGCCGACAGCGUAGGAUUGAUAAUUCUUUGGACAAUCCGUAUAGACAGUAAGAUAUCAUCUAAGAGGACUGGAUGCAUCUUGAGGAAGAUAAAAAUUCGCGAGAUCGAGGGUGUCGUUAUCAACACAAUCGUUCUGCAUCCCCUGGAGUCUAGACUCCUCGUACAUUCGAGAGAUAAUGGCUUGCGAAUGCUGGAUCUCGCGACCGGCGUAGUAUUGCAAAAGUAUAAACGGCUAAAUAAUCAAAGAAUACAAUUAAAAGCCUGUAUAUCUCCCUGCGGUGGAUUUGUUAUAUGCGGUAGCGAGGAUUCCGUAUUGAAUAUCUGGAAUUUGGAGACAGGUAAACUCGUAGCCAAGUACACAAAUGAUGAACGUAAUUCGGCUAAGACAAUUGUUACCUGUGUGGAUUACCAUCCCUACGAUCACGUUUUGGCAUAUUCGAUAUUUGGCAGUCCCACAUCAGUAGAUGUUCUGAGAUACAAUAAAGACGCCAAUGGGAAUGACGUUGGAUUACAUCUUAUGGAAGACGCGUCACAAAGUCGAGGUAAUGAAGUGAUCUUGAAUGCUUUGAGUUGCCCUCGACAGAAUAAACCUAACGUAGCAGGGAGGAAGGAAAUGCCCCCUCAUCAUUUAACAGCCGAUCACACGAUAAUACAAAUCGAAAAUAAUGAUUAUGGACGACUGUGGACAAUGCCGCACUCGAGAGAAAUGGAGCGAAAUUGGAGGAAGAAGAGUUGGGAUCGACUUCAUAAUAUUAUUGAAAAAAUCGACUCAAUAUUAUUCGGGAAUUCAAUGUUUGAAGACGUCGCCAAACAGAGUUCCAGCGCGAACUGUGAUUCUUGGACCAACAACGCGUCUAACAACGUCGAUUUGCAACGAGAUGUACUUCUCGAUGAUCGUGCCGUGAACUCCAUAAAAUCCCAUGAUGGUAACAAUACGCAGUCUAGCUUCACGACUGUAUCAAAGAGUUUGGAUCAUUCAUCUGAUUUUCGCAAUUCGGCAGUUGCGUUAAAAAAAACAGAUACGUCGUUGCACAUAAGCUCCCCAGACAGCGCUGGUACUUAUAUCGUGGAAAUGUCGAACUUCAAUAAAAACAUUGAAGUUGGUGUUACUGAGGAGAAAGAUUCCGUCCAAACGAUUGGGAGCGAUAGUUCACGGAUUAGUAAUGUUACAUUCCUCGUAGAGAAUGAGCGAACAUAA
Molecule: messenger RNA, 3599 nt
Organism: Atta colombica
Lineage: Eukaryota; Metazoa; Arthropoda; Insecta; Hymenoptera; Formicidae
Product: jouberin-like
Exons: 6
Coding region: 57-3599 (1180 amino acids)
Biological process (GO): motile cilium assembly
Cellular component (GO): ciliary basal body
Molecular function (GO): protein binding
Source: RefSeq, a predicted model, not a curated record